Messenger RNA from Maylandia zebra (zebra mbuna), 1657 nucleotides. Its product is annotated as ADP-ribosylation factor-like protein 4D. The record is from RefSeq and is a predicted model, not a curated record. Lineage: Eukaryota; Metazoa; Chordata; Actinopteri; Cichliformes; Cichlidae. Gene Ontology annotation, molecular function: GTPase activity; GTP binding.
GUAGCGACUCCUAAAGGAGCAGUAGCAACAGCCGAAGAGGGAGGGGGGAAAAGGAGGAGGCUCCUCCUCCCUCCGUUGAUACGUCAGCAGCGGGAUUGCGGGGUGUUUCCGGAGCUCCUCGCUCACGUUCACUCUUCUCCGGUUCAGGAUCGAACCGGUCACGUCUUCGCGGAGCGCCUUUGAAACGAAGCUACGAGGAUUCCCUGUGUGGUGGACUUGUCCCAGGAUGACUGCGCUGACUGCGGGAACAGGCAUGGAAAGACCGGCAGGUCCUCAGUGACUGCAGCCAGGCAGCCUGCCCUCCCCCGUAACCUUUGAAGUGAGGCCAGGGUGUGAAGUAUUUUCCAACCAAGUAAACUCUUCAAACACCUUCAGAGCCCCCUGACACACACUCUCGCUGCCAAGGAUGCAGAAAGCAAGCUGACCCUGGACACAAGUAAAAAGCAGAAUAGUAACAAGCCAGAGGAGAUAACCAGAUCUGCUUUAUUCAUUAAGAGCGGCCACUCCAUCACAGGGCACAAACAUGGGGAACCAGCUAACAGGCACGGCCCCUAACAGCCCAUUCCUCCCCAACUUUCAGUCACUGCAUGUGGUGGUGAUUGGUUUGGACUCUGCAGGGAAGACCUCCCUGCUCUACAGACUCAAGCUGAGGGAGUUUGUUGAGACCAGCCCCACCAAGGGAUUCAACAUGGAAAGGAUUAAAGUGCAAAUCGGACACUCCAAAGCCAACACCACAACUUUCCAAGUGUGGGACGUUGGUGGUCAGGAAAAGCUGAGGCCCCUCUGGAAGUCGUACACUCGGAGGAUGGACGGGCUGGUGUUCGUGGUGGACGCAGCGGAGAUGGAGCGCAUGGAGGAGGCCAAGGUGGAGCUCCACCGGAUCACCCGGUCAGCUGAAAACCAGGGGAUUCCUGUGCUGGUUCUGGCAAACAAACAAGACCUGGAUGGAGCGCUGUCAUCUACAGAGGUGGAAAAGGUGCUGGGCCUCCACGAGCUGAGCUCCUCCACCCUGCACCACACGGAGGGCUGCUCAGCACUGAAUGGUCAGGGUCUGCAGCCUGGCCUGGAGAAACUCUAUGAGAUGAUUGUGAAGAGGAAGAGGAUGCUCCGACAAAGCAAGAAGAAAAGCUGAUGGAAAUAAAGGGGUGCAGGCCAAUUUGUGAGCACUUGUGUCUGUGACACUCGGGGAACUUGGUGAAUGUGGGAAACCAGAAAGAAGCUGGUCAGUCCUGUGGAUCAGGUGCAGUGUUUCCAACCAAGUGUAGACUCUGUUCCUGGAGACAUUUGGACCUUUGAAACUGCUUCUCAUUGUCUUUAACUCUCAGAGGACCACAGAGCUCUGCGGAGGGAGUGACCGCGCUGCUGGCAAACACUCACUGAAGCACGCACUAACGUCGAAGGAUGUUCGGUUACUGGUGCAGACGGCCCGUGUUACACCCGAUCACCUAAAUCUUCACCCUGCCUCAGACUGAGCAACACUUCUGUGCACCCACAGGAACUUCCUGUGUUUGAAUCUGCCCGAGCAUAUCGCUGUCACUCUCACCGGGCUUUGCUCCUCACAGCUGGAUGUUUCUGGAUUGUUAAGUUCAGACAAGUUUUUACAAUGGCUUCAUACUGUUUUGUAAAAUAUGAAUAAAUUGAGCAACGUUAGCAUUGU